AUGGCCACAUUUGAAGAUGCUCAGGAGGACCUGGAGGGAAUUAGGGGAUCAUUGGAUCUUCGAUCAGCGAUAAACAUGAUCAAAGAUUUCCUGAAUCUGCAAAAUUUUGAAGAGCUUAAUGUUGGUGUGACAGGGAAGUCUAGAUCUGGAAAGUCCACCUUUGUCAAUGCUUUCAGGGGUUUAGGGGAUGACGAUGAGGGCGCCGCUGUUACGGGUGUAGUGAAGACCACUAAAGAUCCCAAGGUUUACAUUCACCCAAAAUACAACAAUGUUAAAGUAUGGGAUCUCCCUGCAAUAAGAACACCAAGGUUCAAACCCAGUGAGUACCUUCAACAGGUUCAAUUUGAACGCUAUGAUUUUUUUAUCAUCAUUGCUUCAAAUCGAUUCAAAAAAUGUCACACCAAGCUGGCCAAAGAGAUCAUGAGAAUGGGGAAGAAGUUUUACUUUGUUCAUUCCAAGAUUGACUGUACCAUUACUGCUAAAAAGAAGAAAAAGAACUUUGAUCUGAAAAAGACGCUGGAUACCAUCCGGGAGGAUUGUAAAAAUGGGCUAAAAAAGAUGGGCAUUGACAAUCCUGAUGUCUUCUUGAUGUCUGGUCUGAAGAUGGGCAAGUAUGAUUUAAAUCUGCUGCAUGAGAUGAUCGAGAAAGAGCUUCCACAACAUAAGAGACACGUGCUGAUUUUGGCUUUGCCAAAUAUCACACUGGAGAUUAAUGAGAGAAAGAAGAAAGCUCUGGAGAAAAACAUUUCCAAAGUUGCCUUCCUAUGUGUUUGUAUGAACGCGAUUCCUGUUCCCGGUCUUUCGAUUGCAGUAAAUUUAGCCAUCAUAGCAGCUGAGUUAAAAAAAUACUACAGUGCCUUUGGUCUGGAUGAUAAAUAUGGGAAGACGGUAGAGAAGCUGAAGAAUCUGAUGAAGUCACCUCUACAUAAUGGAAUAAACACAAAGUUAAUAACAGACUUGCUGAGUGCUGAAUCUCUUCUAGUAUUAAGAGAUGCUGUUACUUUUGUUUUGAGCCUUAUACCCAUUGUAGCCUCUUUGGUGACGGGGGGAAAGUCUUAUUUGACAGUCUCAAAUACGCUGAAGGGAGCACUGAAUGAUAUAGCAGAAGAUGCCAAGAAUGUGCUAAUGGUUUCUUUAGAGUGUUAA
This is a messenger RNA of Paramisgurnus dabryanus, 1146 nucleotides long. Its product is annotated as interferon-inducible GTPase 5-like. NCBI's taxonomy places the organism in Eukaryota, Metazoa, Chordata, Actinopteri, Cypriniformes, Cobitidae. Gene Ontology annotation, molecular function: GTP binding. Gene Ontology annotation, cellular component: membrane. The record is from RefSeq and is a predicted model, not a curated record.